Vombatus ursinus (common wombat) is the source of this 1258-nucleotide messenger RNA. RefSeq names its product surfeit 4 (gene SURF4). Gene Ontology annotation, cellular component: membrane; endoplasmic reticulum; endoplasmic reticulum-Golgi intermediate compartment. The transcript is spliced from 6 exons. Lineage: Eukaryota; Metazoa; Chordata; Mammalia; Diprotodontia; Vombatidae. Bases 61 to 870 code for a protein of 269 amino acids. Gene Ontology annotation, biological process: Golgi organization. The record is from RefSeq and is a predicted model, not a curated record.
GCGCCACACGGGAGGGAGCCGGAGCCGAGCCCUCCCGCCGCCGCCGCCGCCGCCGCCGCCAUGGGCCAGAACGACCUGAUGGGCACCGCCGAGGACUUCGCGGACCAGUUUCUUCGAGUCACAAAGCAGUACCUCCCACAUGUGGCACGCCUGUGUCUUAUUAGCACCUUCCUGGAAGAUGGCAUCCGAAUGUGGUUCCAGUGGAGUGAACAGAGAGACUAUAUUGAUGCAACCUGGAACUGUGGCUAUAUCCUCGCCUCCAUCUUUGUGUUCCUAAACUUGCUUGGGCAGUUGACUGGCUGUAUCUUGGUAUUGAGCAGAAACUUUGUACAGUAUGCCUGCUUUGGACUCUUUGGAAUUAUAGCAUUACAGACAAUUGCAUACAGCAUUUUAUGGGAUCUCAAAUUUUUGAUGAGGAACCUGGCCUUAGGAGGAGGAUUGCUGCUGCUCUUGGCUGAGUCCCGAUCCGAAGGGAAGAGCAUGUUUGCGGGCGUCCCCACCAUGCGAGAGAGCUCACCCAAACAGUACAUGCAACUUGGUGGGAGGGUGUUGCUGGUCCUGAUGUUCAUGACCCUUCUUCACUUUGAUGCCAGCUUCUUUUCUAUUCUUCAGAACAUCGUGGGCACUGGUUUGAUCAUUUUAGUGGCCAUUGGUUUCAAAACCAAGCUAGCUGCCUUGACUCUGGUCAUCUGGUUGUUUGGCAUCAAUGUCUAUUUCAACGCUUUCUGGACCGUCCCAGUGUAUAAGCCCAUGCAUGACUUCCUCAAGUAUGACUUCUUCCAAACCAUGUCAGUGAUUGGAGGCUUGCUUCUUGUGGUUGCCUUGGGCCCUGGUGGUGUCUCCAUGGAUGAGAAGAAGAAGGAGUGGUAACAGCCCCCCAUGUCCCUGCCCUGUGAAAAACCAGUGGCUAUCAAGGACAGUGUGGAUUCAACAAAACUGCCAGCAUUUGCGUACCUGACUCCCUUCCCCUGGUAAAGGCACAGAUGUUUUGAGAACUUUAUUUACAGUGACACAAUCUGAAAUUGAUGGUUAAAUCUGCUUUGGAGGCAUGCUCAGUCCCAAAUUUUAGUAUUUUUUUUAGGCUGACCAGCCUGAACAGUUAAUAUAUCACCCUUUAGCCAAGGGCUCUUGAAAUUCUUCUGCAUGGGCAGCUUGGCUGAUCCUGGCCUUUGUUUAUAUUUUUAUUUUUUUGGGGGGGAGGGGGGAGAAACGAACCUUCAAAUUGUACUGUGAGCAGAUACACAACUGUAUCAUUCAA